GAGAAUUACAAGUUGCUUUAUUUACAUAACCUUCGAAUAAGUCAAGGUAUUCCUGUAUGGCGGUCUCUGUUGGCUAUUGUCCAAAACGUAAAAUGCUUGAUGCUGAUUCCUUGUUUGAGAGGCUGCUCCGUGAGGCUGCCAAUUUAGUUCCUAAAAUGAGCACUCCAAAAUUAACUUACGCCCUAAAAGUGACGUCCUCACUUCAACAAAAAAUAACAGACACAGUUGCAUCAAGGCUACCACAAGAGAAGUCUGCGGAACUCGGAGAUUCCAAUAGACAACAAGUUCAUUUAGAAUCAGUAUUAUCUCGUGAAGGACUCCAGGAGGCUACACUUAUCACCUCUGACUCUGACCAGAUUCGUCGUGCUGCAUUGAAUCAAUUGGAUGGAAAUUAUGGAGGAUUUACUAUUUUUCCUCAGUUGAAUCAUAUAGCGAAUAAUGCCAAGGAUGUGAAUGAAAGUGGGAUACCAUCUGAAAUGUCGUCUAUUAGCUACCCAGCAGGAACUUUAUUCUCACCUAUGAACACAAUGACCGCUGUAAUGUCAACUGGAACUGGGAUGGGUGGUUGUGGUGCAUUGUUAGUUCCUCUUGUAGCCGGUGGUCAUGGAACAACUUUAUUACCAUCUAAUAUGACUCCUGUCUCAUCUCAUCUCUCAGUUGUUGCCGAUCAUUCUGUUUUGAUGAAUACAAAUACUACACCUUUAACAAGCAGUUCAAUUAAUUUUGUCUCUUCAAUUGGUUCUAAUACCGUCACUAAUUCUUCUAUAGUUCAUAAUAAUACUACUGGUUCAAAAUCAAAUAUCAAAAUGUCAACAUCCAAUUCAGAAAUGAAUGGGCGAUUAAGGAAUUCCAAGGAUUCAAUUGAAAUGAAACAAGAACCUCUUGAUUGUUUUGGAAGAGUUAGCACAGGCACAACAGAAGAUCUUUUAACUUCUGGUACUCAAAAUGAAAUAAAUACUGUAGGUUUUACACAAUUAACUUCGAUCGCACCUUUUGCCGUACCUUCUACAUCCAUAACAAUGAGCACCUCGGUAUCCACUUCACCAGUUACACGAGUUAGUGGAGGAAUUAUAACAAGCAAUUCAACUGAUGGAAAUAGUUCAGUAUCAGCUGAAACUACUACAAAUUCCAAUUCUAAAGCAUCUGCAGGUUCUGGACCUUAUCGUUGUCGAGAAUGUGAUAAAGAAUUUAGAAUAUUACGUUAUUUAGAAAAGCAUAGACGUAUACAUACAGGUGAAAAGCCAUAUCAAUGUUGCUAUUGUGGUCGUCAAUUCAAUGACUGGCCGAAUAUGAAUAGACAUAAACGUAUUCACACUGGUGAAAGGCCUUAUCGGUGCACGGUAUGCACCAAAACCUUUUCUCAGCCGGCUGUUUACAAUGAACAUGUAAAGCGACAUACUGGUGAACGACCGUAUAUUUGUACAGUUUGUGCCAAAGGAUUCCCUCGAGCAGCUCGUCUUGCGGUUCAUAUGCGUGUCCAUACAGGUGAACGUCCUUAUCCGUGUACUUCUUGUGAUAGGCGAUUCAGUCAGCCGCAUCAUCUUGCUGCUCAUCUUCGUGUUCAUAGUGGUGAUCGACCAUAUUCAUGUCCAAAAUGUGAUGUAAGUUUUGCAUGUAUCUCUAAUCUGAGACGUCAUCGAAAACAAGUUCAUCCAACAAGUCCUGUUCCAAAUGACAAUGCCGACGGAAAUGAUACAAAGAGUGGAAAUGAAGAGAAGAAGCCAUCACUUCAAAUGAUUACAUCUACUGUUUCAGAUAAUAAUAAUCAUAAUAACAAUAAUAAUAGUAAUAAUAAUAAUAAUAAUACUAAUAGUAACAGUAAUAGCAACAGUAAUAAUAAUAACAAUAAUCAUAUUAAUUCUUCUUCCGUUAUCACAAUGGAAACACCAUCAUAUAUUGCUUCAUCAUCAAAUUUAACUUCUGAUACUACUCCUGUUGCAAUUGCAGCUGCAAUGUCAGGGACUGUGUUAACAGCGACUGGUGCUCUAGUUCCGGCUAAUUUCUUACCUGCAUCAUCAAUACCUGGACUUAUAUUAACAUCAGCUGCUCCUGGUGCUUUAAUAGCAACACCAGCUCAUUUAACUGAACAACCACAUACUCAACUUCAUCCUACUAUUAUUGCACAUAAUUCAGGUGGUGAAGGAAAUACACCGACUUUAUUGACAACAUCUAUUUCUGGUGGUGGUCUUUGUUCUAUUACUCAACCUACUGCAUCACUUACUAAUUCAUCAACAACUGCAUUAACUGUUCAAUCAGAAGCAUUAUUAAAAGCUAGUUCUUCUCCUACCAUGUCGUUUAUGUUUCCAACUGUUCUCACUUCUGCAUCGCAUCAUGGUGAUGCACUUAGACAAACUUCAGUUGCUUUUCUUACACCAACAGGUGAAUUAGAUCGAUCAUGUGCUGCUGCUACUUUAGCUACCGCUGGACCUGAUGGUGGAUUUAUAUUGAAUCCUGUCGGUGGAGAUACUGUUUAUUUGGAACCGCUGGAUCCUCGACUCACUCUAGAACCUGGACAACAGUUUACUCUAACUUCUAUUCCUACUUCUCAUCCACAAGGAACACUUAUUAACCCGCAUCAUUCAGCUGCACAUUUAGUUGGUCAUCAAGUUCAUUUACAGUCAGGGCAAGCAACACAUAUUGCUUUUGCAACUAAUUUACCAACUCAUGGUCAUCAAGCUUCACAUUUAUUAACUCCUGGUUCAACUUUAUUCUCUAAUACAGCAGCAUCUAAUCAGGCAGCAAUUCACACUGGUCAUUCAUCUGCAACAGUGAUUUUUCCUCCUCCUCCUCCUACUGUUUCUGUUCCUCAUUCUAGUUUGUCUAGUCAACAACAAUCGGUACUUCAAUCCUCUGUGGAAGCAACAGCUCCUUCUCAAUUAUUACAUUAUCAUAGACCAAUUAAUACUACAGGUGCUUUACCUGGUCGUCCUUCAUCUACUCCUACACAACAACAACAACAGCAGCAACAACAGCAACAACAAACAGCCAUGCUUGUACCUAUAGUACAUACACCACCUGUCAAUGCAACAUCCAGUUUACCAAAUUCAACAUCCGAUACAAAUGAAUCAGUGAAUUCAACUCCUCUAACAACAACAUGGCCUGUUAGCGGUACAUUUUUAACAUUUGCUUCGUCACAUCUCUGUCCUGUCGCUUCUUCUUCCAGUGUAAUGGAAGAUAAUACCGAUUCAUGUGCACUUGCCAAUUCUCGUCCUUCUUCUGUUCUAUCAAAUUCCUCUUCUCUAGGUGCUAUCACUGCUGUCUCAGUACCAGAAACAAGUUUAUAGUUUUAAAUUUCUUUAUUGCUGCUGUUGUUGUUGUUGUUAUUGUUAUUGUUUCUCAUUCCUUUUGAUUACAUUGUUUGCGUGUGUGUGUGCGUGUGUAUAAGUUCUUUGUGUUGUGUGCGUGUGUGUGUGCAUGUGUGUUUAUUCAUCAUAAAAAUAAUUGUUUUUUUUAAAAAAAACUUAUUUUCUUGUAUAAUCAACUUGAAUACUUUUUUUUUAUACCACUGGUGUUUUUUUCCUAAUUCAGUCAGUAAAUAACAAAUAAUAGAGAGAUACGUAUCGUGCGCAAAUAAUAUAUACAUACACACAAACACACAUACAUACAUACCUAUGACAUCAUCAUUAUCAUCAUUUCAACAGUACUCAUUUCUGAUACCCUUCUCCCUAUUAUAUUUUGUUAUUUCGUGCUCAUGUUUUUUUCUUUCUGUUUCCUAUGACAUUCUUAUCUUUGAAUUUUCUGUAUUGUGUCAUCAUUGCACAGUUUGUGUGCGUGUGCGUGUGUGUGUGUGUUUGUAUAUAAAAACAUUUUCCGUUUUACCAUAUAUAAAUAAGCAUACAAAUUUGAAUGGAAGAGCAAGCACAAUAUAAGUACACUUCUGUGUUCACUCAUUUUAUACCUCCUACAUUCAUUGUGAUGAUGAACACUCUAUUUUUUUUCCUCCUCAACAAAUCACAUAUUCAGCGAAAUUUAACUUGACAUCAUCUUCGUUGUUGCUGUUGUUGUUGUUGUCAACCCCACUUGUCCUCGUCGUUCGUCAAUGAUUAUGAUGAUUGGCAUUGGUUAUCAAUUACCAGUCAUCGGUACAUACAUCUAUAUACAUAUGUGUAUGUGUGUGUGCGUACGUUCGUACACUCACUUGUUCGCCGUUCUCCAUAUUCUCGUGUUUUGCAUACACAUCAUCAUUUGAGCUGUAUGCAACUUGAACAAAGCAAUGUAUAGGAUAGAUAGAUAGGUGUAAGUAAGAAUUUCGCUUUUCCUCUACCAAUUUAUUUCAUCGUAAUGCUGUUGUCAUGUUGUAUUGUACAAAAACAAACUAAUAUACACUAUUGUUUAUUUUUUUUCUUCGUUUAGUUUUGGUCAUUUUAUUUCAUUAAUUUAAAUAUGAAUUAAAAACGGAUGGUCGUCUGGUUUAUCUUUUAUUUCUUUUUGUGUCUUUUUUUUUGGU
This is a messenger RNA of Schistosoma turkestanicum, 4447 nucleotides long. NCBI's taxonomy places the organism in Eukaryota, Metazoa, Platyhelminthes, Trematoda, Strigeidida, Schistosomatidae. The record is from the annotation of a GenBank genome assembly.